Scylla paramamosain (green mud crab) is the source of this 5985-nucleotide messenger RNA. Its product is annotated as metabotropic glutamate receptor 8-like. Lineage: Eukaryota; Metazoa; Arthropoda; Malacostraca; Decapoda; Portunidae. The record is from RefSeq and is a predicted model, not a curated record. Gene Ontology annotation, cellular component: plasma membrane. Gene Ontology annotation, molecular function: adenylate cyclase inhibiting G protein-coupled glutamate receptor activity. Gene Ontology annotation, biological process: G protein-coupled glutamate receptor signaling pathway.
GGGGUGGAAAGUUGCGGGCGGAGUAUGUGCAGUGUUCUGACAGCAGCUCCAGUACAGCUGAGGGAACAAUAAGGCAAAGUCGCGGCCAAGAGAGCGGUAGGGGACAAGCGGCGAUGACUUAUCCUGGUGGGCGCGGCGGCGACCUGGCGUCAAUAUGUCACGCCGCAAAGAAGGUUCCUGGCUGCAAGUCUGACGAUCAGACAUACACAGUAUCUGAUUGGAUGAAUGGCUCACUGAUUGCCAGAACGACUGGCUGCUGCACCGGCAAGGGGAGCGGCCUGGCGCGGCAAGCAUCCGCUAAGCGGGCCAGCCUCCCUCGGGAUGGGAAUGGUGUGGAGUGCUUGCCGCGGGGCGCAGGCACCUCAUGCUUCACCUGGUCCGCGUACUUUUAUCUCUCAACCGGUGUCGACUGAGCGACGACCCGCUCUUCAAGUUGGACGUCCCGGGAGUCAUAAAUCCCUCAGCGAGAACAGGAGACACGUCCCGGGGCGCGAGGCUCCCGCUUAGGAUAUUGGCAGGGAAGGCCCGUUAUGGAUGCACUGAGGACCAGGGCAGUGUUUGCAUCGUAUGGAAGGUUUCCUGGAAAGAGGUGGGAGUGCGGGGGCCCUCCUGCAGGGCGGCGAGGAGUCCCGGGCGGGGAGUGUGCGUGGUGGCAGGUGUGGGCGGCGCAGGCCCGUGCGAGUGGCGGUCGGGCCGGAGGUUGAUGCCUCACUACCGCGGCCGCCCCCGCCGCCGCUGCUCCUGGUCCGCCGUCCCGCUGCUCCCGCUCCGCCAGGUGGUUGGAGCUGUCCUGCUGGUCGCAGCGUAACGGCACCAGCCGCCGCCGCCCGCGCCUGCCAUGUAAUCAACCGCGACAAAAACUAGCGUGUUUUUAGGUCAGUGUAAAGUUGACACAAUCUUGUGGGAGUGAGGGAAGAGCCGGUGUGGGUGUCUGGCCGUCAACACCCUGUUGGCGCUGCCGGUGCUCUGACGGAGGUGUAAGGCGAGGAACGAGUGGCGGGGCGGGGGUCGCCCCGGCCAGGACCCACCACCCACGCCCACACCCCGUCACAAGUAAGAGCGGCUCUAGAGGCCACAUCGUCGGGCCCCCGUGUGGCCCAGUGAGUGCCAGGCCAUGUAGUGGCUCCCUAGCAGCCGCCAUGAGAAGCUGGCUGCCUCCUGCCGCCCCUGGCUACUGUCCCCGGGCCCUGGAAGGAUAGCUUCAUGGCCCACCAUACCCAGGGACCCGCCGCCCCCGGGGCACAAACCUCGAGGGGCGUCGCGGGGGAAAAUAGUGAUGCCAGUCCAGCUGAGGAUAAGAAUCCCGCCGGCCCUCAGUCACCAACCCCGAGCCCUUGGGCCGCCUUGACCCGCGCCCGACCCGUGGCAGCCGCUGGAUGGAGCAGUUCAGAGGCUGCGGCGAGGAGGCGUCCCACCGCAGUAUCUAGUCAUGGCGCCCUGCGGGAGAGGUCCGAAGGAUUGUUGCUGACGUUGGUGCUGACGGGGCUGGCUCUAGUGGGUGGCAGAGGUCUGGUGGAGGCCGGGCGGCCCGACAAAGUGAAGAUGGUGAACAUCCCAGGCGAUGUGAUCUUCGGCGGGAUGUUCCCCAUGCAACGAGCGGGCAGCGACACGCCGUGCGGCUCCAUCAAGGAGGAGAAGGGCAUCCAGCGCAUGGAGGCGAUGCUUUACGCCCUCGACAUGAUCAACAACGACACCGUCCUGCUGCCCAACAUCACCCUCGGCGCCCACAUCCUCGACACGUGCUCCACUGACACCUACGCCCUCGAGCAGUCCAUGGAGUUCUUCAAGUCCUCCAUCAACCAGGACACAUCAGACUUCAAGUGCAAGGGCGGCGUGAAGCCCAUCUACACGCCGCCUAAACCUGUCCUAGGUGUGAUUGGCGCCGCCUCUUCCUCUGUCUCCGUCAUGAUAGCAAACAUCCUACGUCUCUUCAAGAUCCCUCAAAUAAGCUACGCCUCCACCUCCACGGAACUCUCAGACAAGUCCCGCUUCGAGUACUUCAGCCGCGUGGUUCCGCCUGAUAACUUCCAAGCAAUGGCCAUGGUGGAGGUGGUGAAGGCGUUCAAGUGGCAGUACGUCUCCACCCUGGCCGACGAAGGAGACUACGGGGAGAAGGGUAUCGCAUCGUUCACCAAACUGGCGGAGUCUUCGGGUCUCUGCGUGGCGGUGGCUGAGCAGGUCAUGAGGAACACGCGGCCCGAGGACUUCGACUUGAUCAUUGAGAGGCUGAGCACCAAACCGCAGGCGAGGGUGGUAAUCAUGUUCGUCAACGAGGACAACACCAGGCGGCUGCUGGCGGCGGCGGUGAAGGCGGGCAAGGCGGGCCAGUUCCUGUGGGUGGGCAGCGACUCGUGGGGAGCAAAGAUUCACCCGGUAAGGGACCAAGAGGAGGCUGCCCUGGGCGCCAUCACCAUCCUGCCGCAGCGGACGUCCCUGCAAGGGUUCGAUCGGUACCUACGCAAAUUAAGGCCGCGAGAGAAGGGGAAGGAGUGUUCCCUCAUAGGUCCAGGUAACGACGACAAGAGGAACUGCAGAAAUGUUUGGUUUAAGGAGUUCUGGACGCAACACUUCAAUUGCACCUUCAGGAACCCGCUGCCGGAGGGUCGUAGGGCCUGCACCGGCACCGAGACCAUCACGCACGAGCAGGAAGGCCUUGUUCCCUUCGUCGUGGACGCCGUGUACGCCUUGGCCUGGGCACUGCACACCCUCCUGCUGGACAAGUGCGGGGCCAUGAAGCUGUGUGAGGAGGUGCUGCCUGUGCCCUCAGGUCCCCAGAUGCUCGCCUACAUCAGGAACGUGUCCUUCAUUGGCCAGCAAGGGCGCGAGGUGAAGUUUAACAAGGACGGUGACGCGCCAGGGAGUUACUUCAUCUAUCAGUAUCAGCGAGUGAGCUCAACCUCCUAUGACUACGUGCUGAUCGGGAACUGGACAGAAAGUAGGCCGGCGCUACACCCACUGAGACACUCCCAACACAACACCCACCGCCAUCGAAAAAGGCUGUCACUCAACCACACCAAGCUGGAAUGGACGGUGGACCAGAGAGGAAACAACACCCACCCACUGUCCAUCUGCUCCUCCCAGUGUCCCAACGGCCACAUACGCAACUUUCAGGACUCGUGUUGCUGGUCCUGCGUGCCCUGUCCUGAACACGCCAUUAUUUACAACGACACCUGCCGUUCCUGCGCGCUCGGCUGGGCCCCGACGGCGGACAAGGUCACCUGCUACAAACUGACCCCGGAAUAUAUUACCUGGGACUCCUCGUGGGCCAUUGUGCCGCUUGUAUUCAGCUCCCUGGGUCUCCUGUGCACGCUGCUCACCACGCUGACGUUCAUCCGGUUCAACACGACGCCUGUCAUCAUGGCCAGCGGGCGAGAGCUUUGCUACGUCCUGCUGUCAGGCAUCGCACUCUGCUAUCUCAUGACUUUCGUGAUCCUGGCGCCCCCCUCCCCUCCCACCUGCGCGCUGCUGCGGAUAGGGCUCGGCCUGGGCCUCUGCAUCUGCUACUCGGCCAUCUUCACCAAGACUAACCGCAUCUCCAGGAUAUUCAACCGCGGCAUCAAGUCCAUCAAGCGUCCCUCGUACACCUCGCCGCGCUCCCAAAUUGUCAUUUGUUCCGGGUUGGUAAGUGUGCAGCUGGUGGGCGUGGUGGCGUGGCUGAUUGUAGAGACACCCGCUACCAAGGAAGUGUAUCCGUACCGCCUCGUGGCCGUGCUGACUUGCGGUAUCUCCAACAUCUCCCUCAUCCUAUCCCUUGGCUACAACAUGGUGCUGAUUCUCCUAUGCACCGUGUACGCCUUCAAGACCCGCAAGAUCCCGGAGAACUUCAAUGAGGCCAAGUAUAUCGGGUUCACCAUGUACAGCACUUGCAUCGUGUGGCUGGCCUUCGUCCCCAUCUACUUCGGCACCAACAACGAUUAUAAGAUCCAGCUCGCCUCCAUGUGCAUGUGUGUGAGCAUCAGCGCGUCCGUGUCCCUGGGCUGUCUCUUCUCCCCCAAGGUGUACAUCGUCAUCUUCCAGCCGUACAAGAACGUCCGCCAGGGCUCAGGACCCGUCAAGGGGUCGCAGAACAAGAACUACGGUCACAGCAUGCGGUUCACCUCACGCUCGCAGACGGCACAGUCAGUGCUGUCUGUGAAUCACUCGAGUGUGCACGCCCCGCCGCCCUCCACCAUCAGCCAGCAUGUGAAUGGAGACUCCCUGACGGUAACGACCCCCAGCGUGGAAGACACGUCAAUCACCUAGGGGCGGCGGGAGGUGCUGCUCUAACUGGAGACGCACCUCCCUACGGGGUUCCCGACAUUGAGGGCGGCGGCAAGAGAACGUCCGCUCUGCCACAACACUUCACGGGAGGUUCGUUCAUGAGAGCUCCGUCAGAGGUUGGCAGCAGCGGCGCCAGUCUCGGGGAGACUCUCAGCGUGGUUGAGGAGUGUGAUCUGGAAGAUGAAGAGGAGGAGGAGGAGGAAGAGGAAGAGAUGUAUGAGUACGAGUGGGAGUAUGAGAAAGAAGAGGACGAGAUAGAGGAGGAAGACGAGAGUGGCAGCGAUGAUGAAAAUGAAAAUAGCAACCUCAAAAAGAAGACCGCCUUGGACGAAUCGACGUACCUGUGAAAGUUCGUUGGGCGCGGCGCUGCUGGCGGUCUGGUGGCCUGGCCGGCGGAGGUAGCCACCCACCGGGCCACACCGCCGCGCCCACGAACCAUGCACCCCGCCGGGAGUUUUGCCUCCAGGAAGGCAGCACCUCGUGUGACGACACACGCUGGGCCGCACUUCCCUGCUCAUUACUGAAGCUCCCCACUGCCAGCGGGGAGAGUGUCUUAGGGCGUUGCAGCCCCCCGCCGGUCACGCCGACGGGAGGGCUGUAGCCUCUAUGACUUCUUUUAGUAUUAUGUCUGUUAUCAUGAAUCUGUUAACUACAAAAUGUUGUUUAGCUGUUGUGUUCUCGAUCUUAACUACGUGAUGGUGCUGAGUACCCCUGCGUCACCCGCCCCGCCCCACACAGCCCGCCCCGCCCCGCAGCCCCACGCCGUCUGCCGCACCACCCUGCUCUUACGCUCCGCGGGGGGCACCGGCCAGUUGGCGUGGACAACGUUAAACCCAGUCCCUCUCCGCCCUGUCCCAGGCUGAGGCAGCGGCGAGGGCCCGGGGCCUUACCCCUGAAGAGACAAAUCCCAGGGCGGGAGGACCAGGAGGAACAUUAUGAGACUUUAAUCAAUGUUUACGUGUGAGGCGUUGUUACCCCUCCCUGUGUGUUCUUUUUACGAGCCCCGGUAAGUGUCGCCGCUCUUGUGAUACUCUCCCUCCCUGCAUGCCGGGGCGGCCAUCGGCCCGCCGCCCACUCUGCUCAGGCGGCAGUGGGCGGCCCGCCUCCACCCAGCACCCAGCACCCGGGAGUGGGCGGGAUGUAUGCCGGGGGAGACCGCGGCCACGCUUCCCCUUCCCUUCAUCUCCACCACUUCCACCACCACCACCACCACCACCACCACCACCACCAUCACCCGCACCACCCUCCACACACUCUUCAUCACGAGGGCAAACAACAACAAUAUAUCAGAAAGUUUCCGGCAUAUAAAUUACCGGAAACAUUUCUAGUUCACUUUAAUCCAAUAUUCAAUAGUUGGUCCUCCACUGCCGUCACGCCCCACCCUCCAAGGCGCCCCUCGCCGCCCCCAGCUACCGGUGCAUAUCUCUUUACCUCAGUCCGUGUCACGUCGGUUCAUCUCCCUGACCUCAUUCGCUUCCACUCACCUCACUUCACGCCUGCCCAUCGUCCUCACCUAAUUAUUUGACACAUUACACUCCUUCAUUCCCUUCCCUUUCACCUUCCCGCCCCCUGCUCCAGCCUGGCCGCGGCGUCACCCCCUGCUCUGAGCCCUGCACUCCCGCCCACCCCACCACCCGCCCUCACCACGGCCGCCCCUUCCCCCUACUGUAUAUAAACGGCUGUACAGUCUUGUUGUGAUCACGCAAUAAAGAUAUAGUGAAAACC